This is a messenger RNA of Lepisosteus oculatus (spotted gar), 2486 nucleotides long. It is a transcript of the gene cnpy2, whose product is annotated as canopy FGF signaling regulator 2. Lineage: Eukaryota; Metazoa; Chordata; Actinopteri; Semionotiformes; Lepisosteidae. The record is from RefSeq and is a predicted model, not a curated record. Gene Ontology annotation, cellular component: endoplasmic reticulum.
GCAUUAAUAAACGUCCAAAUAUGCACUCUGAUCUUGGUUGUUUUUGAGACUCGUUUGCAACAAUCUGUUUUACUUCGUAGCACGGGUAUCUGCGUUAAUUUGCACUCUCUGUGCCCUGAAAGUUUAUUUUUCGGUAAAUGGGAGGCUGUAUACAGAUUUUGCGACAGUUGGACCGCUAGUGUUGCAGGAAUAGGUGUCCAGGGUCCCAGGUGAAGGCUCAGCUGCCAGGGUGUGAGGAAGAUGAGGGGUGGUGUGAGCGCGCUCUGUGUGUGGCUCCUCCUGCAGGCCAGCCUUGGCGCCCGGCAGGGACAGGACAUGCGCUGCGGAGCUUGCAGAGCCCUGGUGGAUGAGAUGGAGUGGGCAAUAUCUCAGGUGGAUCCCAAGAAAAUGAUCCAGACAGGAUCGUUCAGGAUCAACCCUGAUGGCAGCCAGUCAGUCACAGAGGUACCCUUCGCCCGAUCGGAGGCCCACCUGCUGGAGCUGAUGGAGACCGUGUGCGAGACGAUGACGGAGUACGGGGAGCGGAUGGACCCCAACACACACCGCAAGAUCUACGAGCGCGUGGUGUCCCGGGACGGCAAGAAAAUGGACCUCUCCCAGACCAGACUGGACUCCCAGGUCACCGCCAGCCUCAAGUUCACUUGCGAGUACAUUGUGGAGCACCACGAGGACGAGCUCAUCGAGUUCUUCGCCCACCAAACGGACAACGUCAAAGACAAGCUGUGCAGCAAACGGACAGAUCUGUGUGACCACGCGCUGCAGAUACCUCAUGAUGAGCUCUGAUCACUGCCACCGUACAGAACUCUUUAUCCGCUGAGGCGGAGAGGGUGCCUGAGAUACCCAACAGCAACCUCCUCCAUCCCUUUCAGAAAACCCUGAGCCCUGGAGCCUCACCAGCCAGAUCUGCCUACUAGCGCAUCCCUCUGUGGAGAUCAGUGUGACGAAUCGGGUGCGGAAAUACCUGCUGUCCUGUAUGUGUCCAUGUGUAACAGAAUCCCUGGACAAUUUUUCCUUGCUUUCUCCCUCCCCCCUUGUCUAUUUUGUUUGGUUCUCGGUGAUUAAUGAGCAAACCAGAUCCCUGGACCAACCCACCAACCCCAGGGCUUAGUCAAGGGCAGAAAGCGAGAUGAUCGCUCAACUGGCUGGAAACGUUGGAUGUUCUCAAACAGCCAGCUCCAACCCAUGACCUGCAGAAAAGAUAACAUCUGGCUAAAAUUUGGAAGGCAAAGAAGGCUUGUUAGUCAAAUUAGUUUUUGUGAGAAGCCUCUUGAGAACAAGUGAGACUAAAGAACAUGUAUGCUAGGCUAAAGGCUAACUCAGUCUUUCUGAAUUCUCCAGGGGCUGACAGGACUCUGCAGUCUCCGUGCUCACUGUGUCUUGACCCAUGGUGCUUUUUCAUGUGCUCACAAGUGCUUCACUCUAAAUGGAUGGUUGCAUUGCCUCAUCCUAGAAGCAGUCUUUACCUCUGUUGGGUAGAUAGUGUGAUAGUGCCCAGCCAUGGAGGUGUUUUUCAGUGUGUCCAUGCUGUGUGGAAAAUGGAGACUGUUAACUCUGGCUCAUGGGCUGGGCCGGUGCUCAGGAGGAAAUGGAAUACCUCUUUGUGUGAGACGAAGACUGGAGACUGUCCUGUCGGCGGGUGCAUUUUCAGGAAUAGUUUUGGCCCCUUGCAUUGCUUUUUUUGUGUUGAUUUUUCCAAGAUAUACCCCUAGACUUCAGCACUCUGCCACAUGUGGGGAUCCAUGGACAGGUUUAAAAAAGUGCUCACAGGCCUCCAGAUGUUUCAGAGCAUUGGACGUAUUUUCUCAUUGAUGGUGGACCAAAGAAAAAAGAUGAGCUUUAAACUGGGAGGUGCACUAAUUAGGGCAUUAGGACUGUCACAUAUCAGUACAGCAAUCAGUACUGUGAGAAGCCUGUAUGAGCACUUCAGUCACACUGAUCGCACUGAUGGGGGGCUGAUUUCUCAAGCUCUUUAUCAAUACUAGCACUACACCAGUUGUAUCAAUGUUGGUAGCAUCUUGAGGAGUUGCUGGCAGUUUCAUAAGAUAUUCAGUUUUGUUUUUUACUGUAUGAUGGAACUUGAGAUUAACUGUUUAAAUUGUCCACUCCAGAAAGCCAAUUCCCAAGAUUUUAAAGGGAUGUACUGUAUCCGGAAGAAACAGAACGUUCUGGAAGGAAAAGGGAUUAUGCCACACUGAUCAACCCCUUUAUGCUGUUUAUUGACCUGUCAUGGCUGUAACGAGCUGAGAGUACCAUUCUCUCUACAACUGUUGACAAACCUACACAAAUCCCUCCCUGUAUUUAAUUUUAAUUUAUUUGUGUUUGUGUAUUCCGUGUUCUCCAUUCACCAUGUGGAUAAAUCGUGUGGCAUCAUUACAUUCUUCCAAUUCUACAUUCCAUCCGAAUGGCUUCUCCCCAAAUGUUUUUUUCUUUCUAUAAAUUUGUAUAAGAUUUUUCUUUGAUCUAAUUUUUUUUUUUAGAAAAUUAUA